Molecule: messenger RNA, 9138 nt
Organism: Saccostrea echinata
Lineage: Eukaryota; Metazoa; Mollusca; Bivalvia; Ostreida; Ostreidae
Exons: 21
Coding region: 417-7982 (2521 amino acids)
Biological process (GO): small GTPase-mediated signal transduction
Molecular function (GO): GTPase activator activity; phosphatidylinositol binding; protein binding
Source: RefSeq, a predicted model, not a curated record
UUUUCAUGAGUGAGUUGAAUGUUUGACACAAAUCAGUUGAACAGCUGAUGCAAAUUUUAAGCCACAAAUCUAUGUUUCACAAGGUGUUUCCCCUAGUGAGGGCCUCAACCAAUCAGUCAGACUUUUAUGAUACACAGAAAAAUGAGUGUUUGUGAUAUUUAAUGGUUUCCUGUGCUCUUCAUCCAAACAAUUCCACAAUUACAACAUGUGUGCAAGUUCGAAACAUGGGGCAAUGUCCAACAGUUAACACUGCUGAGCUUGCUAUAGCCAGACUUUUUGCCUCAAAGAAUGACUUUGCAUUCGUGUUGCAACCAGUCAGAAUUCACAGCAGUUGGAGUAAUUGUCUCUAAUGAGAAGCUAUGCCUGUGCAGAAACGAGAUUUGAUCACAGUAGGAUGUCAACUUUUAUAAGUUGUCAUGGCCUUUGAGGUUCAGAACAUAUACAGCACACCACAGAUUCCGCGCAAGCGGCCAUGUUUACGUCCCCGCCGAAUGACGCUGAUCGAUCUCAGAAAUGUACGGGUAGAUGAAGAUGACAAUCAGCCCUACAGAAAAUGCAGCACUGCCACAAUUCGAUCAGAAGGAACCGGCACACAGUAUUAUUCCAAGCAUGGUGGAAUCCAGCACAUGUAUGACAGUUCGGACACAGGCAGCCUGGAUUCCUUCAAGAGCACCUCCUCUUACAUGAGGAUUAGGAGGGUCUCCAGUUCAGUAGAUGGAUCCAGUAGAUUCCCCAAACUUUUGGAGUGUGCCCAUUUUCAUUAUGAUGUGGUAGAACUUCCUGGUUUUCAGGUAAGUUUGUGUGAUGAAGAGCAGGAGAAUUUCCACCACGUCAAUGGGGAGGAGGAGGGAACAGCAUACCUCAUCAAGAUCACCUGUGGAAACAAGUCGUGGAUGGUCAAGCGGACACUCAAAAACUUCUGCAUGCUGGACAGGCAGUUGCACAAGUGCAUUUUUGACCGCAAGUUCAGUAGAUUACCAGAUCUUCAAAAGUCUGAUGAAGGAAGCGUUUCUAAGGAAAUGGAACUUUUUCUGCAGUCUUACUUGAAGAGGUUUUCAGACAUUGCUGGUAGUAUGAUCAACUGUGGUUCAGUGCUCAACUGGUUUGAGAUUGACAACAGAGGGAACAGAUUACUUGUCGUGGAUGAUUCAGGAAUCAAUACCCCAGCCAUAGCGGCAGCUCAUGCAGUAAAAAGAUACACUUCACAGGCUAUAGAUGAAAUAUCAUUAGAGGUUGGAGACAUUGUGUCUGUGAUUGAUAUGCCUUCUAUUGAGGACACAAUUUGGUGGAGAGGAAAACGAGGUUUUGAGGUGGGUUUUUUCCCUGCUGAGUGUGUGGAGGUGAUAGGAGACAAGAUCCCAGCAUCCGUCCAAUCUAUGGUGCCAGUCAAUAGCAAUAUAGUGCGUAAACAUGGAAAAUUUUUAACUUUUCUGCGGAUGUUUUUCUCCACACGUCCCCCUCGUAACCAGUUAAAACAGUCCGGCAUUGUCAAAGAGAGAGUGUUUGGAUGUGACCUUGGUGAGCAUCUGCUGAACUCGGGACAUGAUGUUCCUCUUGUCCUUAAGUGUUGUUCUGCCUUUAUUGAGGAGAUGGGAAUUGUUGAUGGCAUCUACAGGCUUUCUGGAAUCACAUCCAACAUACAAAAAUUAAGGUUGGCCUUUGAUGAGGACAGAGUUCCUGACCUAACGGAGGAGAUUUACCUACAAGAUAUACACUGUAUAAGCUCACUGCUUAAAAUGUACUUCAGGGAGCUGCCCAACCCACUCCUUACCUAUCAACUUUAUGACAAGUUUGCUGAAGCUGUAAGAGAUGAAGACAAUAAAUUGUGGAAGAUCCAUGAUGUUGUCCAGCAACUUCCUCCUCCCCACUACAGGACAACCGAGUUCCUAAUGCGCCACCUAGCUAAAGUUGCAGCAUUUGGCAAAGAAACUGGUAUGCAUUCCAAGAAUCUGGCCAUAGUGUGGGCCCCUAAUCUUCUCAGGUCAAAGGAGCUGGAGUGUGGGGGAGGGGCUGCAGCUUUACAGGGUGUGGGGAUCCAGGCUGUUGUCACUGAAUGCUUGAUUGUGUAUGCUGACCUCAUUUUUAGUGACAAACUACCCUCAUAUUCCUCACCAGAUCUGAAACCUUUGAGGAAAAAGCCCAGACCCAAAUCCCUGGCAAUCUCCACUCCAACAAAGUUGAUAACUUUAGAAGAAGCCAGAGAAAGGGCUCUAUCAGCAAGCCUACGUCCCCCACACCAGAAGUACAUAGAUGUGGGCAGUGGGCCUAAAGGCUUACCUGAGAAAUACCACACGGUCUUGGAUCUACCAGGCUACAGAAAAAAAGUUCCUUUGAAGGAGGUUGGAAAUUUAAAAACAAAAAAGUCUCCUAGUGGAUGGAGGUCCAUAUUCUCAAAGGGAAAUCGACAAAGCAGUAUGAAGCACAAAAACCAUAAAAGUGGACUGUCACAAUCUCUAGGCACUGGGAUGGAAAGGAAGGCCAUUACAGAGGAAGAUGUGCAGACAUGGAAGAGAAGGCGACUAAGGGGCGCAAAAAGUGCUGAGUCACUGCUGGUUCUCCAACAGUCCUCUUCCAUUGAUAGCACCAAGAGGAUGUCCAGACUCGUAGAUGAGAAUAUGCUGAUGAAAAUGUUCCAAGAGGAAGAAAGCAGACGUCCUUUGGGUCACAAGAGAUCUCUUUCUUCUGAGUCCCCCAGGAAUCUUAUUCAUACAGAGGAGAUUAAGUACCCUAGCUAUAUUGUGGCUGGCUCCAGAGAGAUGGCUAUUGAUGUUGAUAACUCAAAGGAUGGUAUUGAGAAUGAAAAUCCAGAUAAAAGAAAACAGAAGCAAAAUUUUGUUCGCUCUGAGCCAAAGCGAAGAGUGGUAUCUCAUCGGAGGACACCUUCAGCACCUCUAAGUCCAAAAAUGGAUGAAUCUCGAGAAAAAAGCCGAAGUCCAAAAAUGUCAAAGCAAAAAGGCAUCUCACAAAGUGUUGUCGAAAUUGAGCAUCGGGGCACAGAGGGAUUGAGGGAAAAUCUCAUGUCAUCUUCCAUUGAUGCAGAAAAGUUUGUGUUACAUAUGGAUGACAAAGACUUGUUAAGACCCAUUGAUCAAAAGGGUAAGAGUCCCUCAAAUGACAGUCAUAAAGGGAGGCACUCCAAAUCACCACAAAGAGAUUCAAAGGAAAUGUCCACAUCUCCUAAGGAGCAUAAAAAAAUCACAGACAAAAGUUAUAAAUCUCAGAAGAAAGAGGAAGUGAUCGAUUUACCAGAAAGUCCAGGAGCUCGAAGGAAGAACUGGUUGAGCAGUUCAUCAUCCACCCCAUCUACAACACCAGAUGAACCACCACCACAGCACUACUUCUCCAGACAUCAUGACUAUGCAGAAAUUACCGACAGUAGUGAAAAUGAAGUGGGUAACAAUACUCAGUCAUCCUCUUGCCUAAGGGCAGAGGAAAAUGUAAACCGUUUAUCUGACAGCUAUGAUAAUGUAGACAAUGGUAUGUUUUAUCUUCCAUCUGAUGACUCUGAUCUUCUCCAAUCCAUUGAUCAGGCUACAAACCUCAAAUCUAUCAACCAAGCUGCUAAUAACAGUGUAACAUCCUAUUCCUAUAGUGAAAGUGAAACAAAAUUUUCUUCUGUGGAAUUUCAUCAAUCUAGAACUGAAGAACAAUCUAAGAUGUCAAAGUGUUUAAGUGUUCCCUCGGAUAUUCAGAAAUCACUGGAGAAUCUGACAUCUGGAAGUCAGACAGAUUUGUUAUCUUCCAUCACACUGAGUGAAGUAUCCACUUCUAUUGACAGUUUCAGUCUCGGUGAGGAGAACAGUAGUGGUUUGGAACGAAAGCGAAGAAGUGCCUCAUUAGAUAGUUUGACCGAAUCUCCACUCACUAGGACAUUAAUAGAGAUAAAUGCUCAAAUUGACCAGGCUUUCAAGAAAGAAGUCCAAAAGGCCAAAAAACUAAAAGAGGAGAAAAGUUUGUCUAUUGAUUCAGGUGAUUUCAAGGAAGAGAUUGCAACCAGUAUUAAUGAAUCUGCCAUUCAAGACUCAAAUACAUUUGUGGACAGGCCUGCUGCUGAAGUGCAAGUAGUAGAAACCCCUAGAUUAAUUCGUGCUCCAUUACGUAGUGCCAAAGACAAAAACUUUUCACUGAAUGUUGGACAGUCUGCUGAAUCUACAAACAACUCAUCCUCAUCAUACCACUCAAAAACACAAACACCUGAAGAACAUCUCGUCACAUUUUCCUCUGUACAGCAAGUUCAUAGUGCAUCAUCAGAGUCCAGAAUAUUCUCACCUCAAGAAUCUCCCAAACAAACCCAGAAAGGAUAUGCUUCCUCACUGCCCACCAUGUCCCCAGUGUCGAGUCCAAUCAUGGGGAGGACAGGAAGUUCACCACUCACAAGUCCAGUUCAGAGACGCCUAAAGCGUUCACAACCAAACACGCCAACACAGCCCUGUCGACAGGACAGCCCAGUGUCUAGCCCUGGUGCUGCCCGUGGGGGAUUUAUUUCACCAAUGAUGAGCCCAACUAGUCCUGAUCAGCCUUUCGAGUGUGAUUCACAACAAAGAAAAUUAUCCAGGAGAGGAAAAGUGACUUUUGAUUUGUCUGAUGAUGAUCUGUAUUUCCUUGCACAGCAAGGAAUGAAGAGAGAGACACUUACAAGAACUGACUCUAAUUCUUCCUCUUCUACUGUGUCUAGUCUUUCAAGUCCUGAAGCCAGGCUUAAACAGUCAUCCAGACCUGAAAAUUCUCAGUCUGCAGUUCCUAAACAAUCUGCUAAAAGAGACUUUCCUCAUUUACUUCUUUCCUCAGCAAGCACAGACUCCAAAUCCACGUCUAGUCCACGUUCUCCAAGAAACCAGCCAAGGUGGGAAGAUUUAGCAGGUCUAAAUCAAGAUUUUCGAGCUAUGGCUGGCUUGGAUAAGUCUCCAAACAAACCUCAGGGCAAAGCAAGUAAAGUCAAACCAACCACACAAGUUCCUUCAACCCAGGAAUGCCAAGACUCAUUUGAUAAAAAGUUGCAUGAUCUUUCAAAUUUUAAUGAACUUUGGAAAAACCAGCUUGCACCUACUGGGGAUGUGUGUAGAUUGAAUGAUAACAAAGACAAUGUUCAUUCUGAUGAUAAGCAUUUGUUGAAGAGGUCUGCAACAAUGCCAGCCGUCAUGGAGGUUCCAAAAUCAUCGAAUCACAGAGAAAGAACACCAGAGUGUAGCACGGAUGAAAGAACAGUAGUCGAAGAAAAACCCAUGAUAAAGAAAUGUUUGACUGACUGUGAUCUCCCUCAGAUUAAGCACUGUAGUAUUGUUACACAGGGUAGUUGUGACACUUCUUCAAGUUCAGAGAUGCAUUUGAGUGAAUCAGGGGCAAGUCUGAUGGUGCAUGAAGAAAGUAUUGACAAUCAAUUCAGUAUAUGUAGGACUGAUAGUUACAAUAGGGCUGUGGGGCACUCAGCGGAAAGGAAUGGAAUUGAGAUUCAGCAUAAAAUGGAUAAAUCUGAAAGUGGACAAAAAGUUAACAAAGUUCACAAAAUAGAUGGAAAAGAAGUGGUGUUAAAUAUGCCAGUCUUGCCUCCUCUGGAGCUUUCUGGAUUUCCUAAGUUUGAAAACACAGAUGAAGUUCCAAUAACAGGUGCUUCCAAGCUAACCUGUGAUAAAAGUGAUAAUGCCAGUAAUAGGAAUGAUUUACUGGGAGGUGAAGCAAGCUUUCCUGUAAAUUUGUCUGACAGUUAUUAUGACAAUUCUGAGCCCAUGCCAUAUGGAAUGGAUAACACUGAAAUGGAAGCUAUGAGUAACACUGAUAUAACUCCAUUUGGAGGGCAUAGUAGUAUGAUGAAUGAAAUAGAUAUAAAUGAGAGUUGUUUUGGAAUCCCAACACACCAGAAUCUCAGCAAUGAAAUGAGAGAAAGAAUGCAAGACAGAUUUAAAGCAAUGAAGGGCCAAGAUACUUGUUCUUCAUUAAAUGAUGACGUACAGUCUGGACUUGUUCAUGAAUUCCCAGAUCAUCUAGGAAUUGAUGAAAGAUAUGAUCAUCCACAUGGAAUGGAGGUUGAAGCUUCAGUGAUUGCAUCAGGGUAUACAUCAAUUACAAGACCAGCAGAGGACAUACGAAUGUUAUCACAGGGGCCAUUGAUAACUGCAGAACCAUUUGUUGUGGAGCAAAUUGAACCUUACAGUCAAAUGGUAAAACACAUUGAUAACUCUGAAGAAGAGGCUCAGAAUGCAAUUAAUGCAGACAAAGAACUAAAUAUGACUCUUCAAUCUUCACUAAACCAGAACGCAUACUUUAUUCCCUCUCGUGAAACAGAGACUGCCAUGGAAACUGAUGUCUGCAGUGGUGCUAAUGGACCACUUCCACAACUUCCGCCUCCUGAACAGGAAUUUCUGGAAGUCCGUAGGCCAUUUGUAAUGAAAUCCAAAAAAGAUACCUUGUCAAGUGAAGGCAGUUCAGAGAGAGGAGAGAAUGAAGUGAUUGUGGAGCACAGAGCCAGCUUCAAGAAAAAGGCACCUGUUCCUUUACCUAAACGAACAGAACGCAAGCAAGCAAUGGAGUUGGUUGAUGUUUCUGACUUGAAUGAUGAUGUUUUCGUGGAUGACAUUAAAUCAAAUAUUACUAGGAGUAAAUUAGUUAGCCGAGUUCAACAUAAAUCUGUGGCAGAGAGAGGUGGGAAUUUUUCUUCCUUAGAUGACCCUCCAAAUCGUAGUUCUCUUGAUGAAUCUGUUCUACAGUUGGCAUCAUCUCGACAUGAUAAUUUUACAGCAGACAACACUGAUCAAACUGAAGACGUCAGAUUCACCAAAGCUCACAAGUCGGCAAAACUGCAAAGUUUGAAGGAACUGUUUGAGAAAUCAUGUAAAGAAAGUGAAAAACACAAAAAACCAAAUCCUUCUUCCCAGGAGAGUUUAGUGUGUUUGCCUAAUCAACAGAAUACUUGUGACACAUAUAGGGUUGUGAAUGCCAGAGCCUCAUUUGGAAAGCAAAAAUCAUUAUCACAGAUCGAACAGUCAUGUCAUGAACAGCAAUUUGGUGCAUGCAGUGUUGUUUCAGACAGUUUUAAUGUUCCAGGGAAUAGAAGAAGCAUUUCCACUGAUGUGGGAUAUGAAUUCCAAUUUUCAAAAAGCAUGGGAAUAAAAAGUGAAAAAAUUGAUAAAUCUGUAGGAAUUGGUAAACCACCAAAACAUAGAAGUGUUUCAAGAAAUAGGACUGGAAGUGAGUCUUCUAUGUGUGAAGCAGACCAGAGAACAAGGUCAUCACCAAGAUCUGUUGAUGGAUCUCCCAAAUUUGCUAGAGAGGGAUCUCUCAGUUCUAAAAGCUCCCCAAAAUCUCAGAGGGAUUCCUCACCUUUCAGCCAAAUUUCAUCAGAUGAUUCACCAAGGGGAAUCCGACGUUGUUCUGAAGAGAGUUCACCAAGAAGCAUUCGACAUCAUCAGUCUUCAGGAGAAAAUUCACCAGUAGUUCUGAGGGUCCGAUCUGAUGGUUCUCCAAGAGGAACAAGACAUGUUUCUUUUCAAAGUCACAAUCAAUCUUUUACGUCUACUCAAGACUCAUCUGGAAAAAGUAAGGUUGUGGUGAGCUCAGAGAAAAGUGAAAGGAUGACCAAAUCUUGUUCUGUGUUAAACACAUCUUCUCCUGGGGCAUCCAGAGGGAAUGCUUCAGAGGAUGUGAUGAGCCGGUCUUUAACUUUGGAACAUUCUCAAUCCCUAGAAGAAACUGCCACUCAUCUCAAAAGACGGGGGAGCAUUAAAGAACUGAUGCAAUUUUUCGAAAAUAAGCGGGAAGGUAAUGAGGAAGAACCAAGGAGUAAUGUCCGACAGAGAGUUCACAGCGAGUCGCCAACCUUAGGACUUGGUCGUUCUAAUUCGCGAUCAUCUGAAUCCCUUACUCUUGUCAAUGUUCGUCAUAGUCUGGAGUUACCCUCAACAAGUGUCCUAUCUACAUUGGAAGGGAUAAGCACACCACAGCCUGUAAGGAUAGGUCCCAAACCAUUUUACAGUGUCAAAAACAAUUAGUUACUAAGUCAAUAUGUGUUAUCCACAGUGCUUUGAUGCAAGUAUUUAAUUUAAUAGGGACCAGACUGCUUGAACAAAUUCAAUUUCAGAAUUCUGUUUUUGAUUAAAGAAACUAUUUCAAUAAACACAGUAAUUUUUUUGAAAACUCAUUCAAUAAAAAAAAAACUUUGUGGCAAUGUGCAAUAAUGAUCAUUUUUUUAUAGUUAAAUGCUGUAUCCCCAUUCCCAUAUUGAAUUUCAUUUUUUCAAGUUCAAUUUUUUUCAUAGAAAUUAUGGGUAAUUAAUGCAUUGUUUUAUUCAGUAUUUUUGCCAUGCUAUAACUAGUUAGUUUGCUAAUAGGCUACACACUGCCCUGUUGAUUUACGCAGAAGAUCAGAUUUUUAAAUCACUCCAUCUUGGUCAUCUUUGGAACUCAGUAUGAUUAGUGCAGCUUUUCACCAUGUAGUUUUGAAGCAAUGAAAGCACCAUUAGAUCUGAUAGAGUUACAUGACAACUUUAUUAUUUGUCAUGAUGUAAAAUACAAAUAUACAUAUGAUAUGGUUAGUACAUGUAAUUUAGAUAUAUAUCUCUCUAGUCAGUAUUUAUUUAUUUUGUUUAUCUAAUGUAUUUUGUUAGAGACACAGUUCCACAUUCUAUUAAUUGUGUCAUUUUAAAUCCCUGUAUGUGUAUAUAUUGGCAAUGAAUCCUCAGUUCCCCAGCAGUUUUUAUGUUUAAAUUUUGGUUGUAUUUGUGUGGUUGUAUAAUUUGUUGUUAGUGUAUUAAGUUUGAAAAAGUGAUGUAGUUGUUAACUUAGGAACUGUGAAAUCUCUUCUUGAUCAUGGCUUGUUUGAAGUAUGAACAAAUUGCUGCCGAUGCAAGUUGUUCGUUAUCAUUGAAUUGUUAGUGAUUUGUUCAAGUGUGCAUUUGUUAAUGUCCUGGAUGUGAGAGCUUGCUGGUGUGAUGUUGUUUUUUUUUUUUUUUUCAGAAACAGGGUGUUAAUAAUUAUUUGCACUUUAAUGUAUUUUAAUGUACAAGUACUCUAAUAAGUGCUUCAGGCAGAAUCCCAUAGUGGAGAAAGGGAUUUAUAGCAUAAUAUUUAUUUUCUCUUCCAUAAUUCAUCUAUAAAACCUCAUUAACAGGCAAUAAAAUGGUGAUUAAUAAAACAGUACAAAGUGAAA